AUGGUUUCUAAAUUAUUAUAGAUUCUGGCACAUUUAUAAUGGAGAGAAGUGCAAUCUAAAAUUUUUAAAGUGAGAGAACAGCCCACAUUUUAAUAUCAAGAUCUAAAUUCAGAAGGAGGAGUAUUUAAUCUUAUCAAUAGCAAUAUAACUUUAUAAAAAUCAAUUAUUACCAGUUCUUUCGGUCAUUUUGGAGGAGGACUAUUUUUAAGUUGCAGUAAUUCUGUGAAUUGCUUUGCUGAUUUGAAGAAUAACACAUUUAGCAAUAAUACAGCUCAUGAUCAAGGAGGAGCUAUUGAUUAUAAUAAAAAUAAGCCUUUAAAUCUAGAUUCAAAUAGUUUUUUAAAUAACAGUGCUCCUUAUGGUAAUGACAUAGCAAGCAAGCCUUAUACACUUUUAGAAUUUACUAAAACUCUAGCAGAAUCAGGAGAAUAGUAUCCCUACAAAAUUGUUCUGGAAAUCUUAGAUUAUUAACUUUAAAGGGUAACAAAUGAUUAAAGCUUGUAAGUUGAAAUUGAGGAAUUAUUAAUAAAUAGGACUGUAAAAUUAACAGAGGUAAAUUAAACAUUGAACUCAGUAAUCGGUGAAAAUUUAAAAAAAGCAGUUGAAGGUGUCGUAACUCUAGAUAAUAUUCAUUUUAUUGGUACUCCAGGAUCUAAGAAUGCUUUAUUUAAGAUUUUUUCUCCAAGUAUUAACACUGAAUAUAUGAAAGCAAUUUAUCAUAUCCCAGACAAAACCUAAAUUAAUGAAGUUAUAAUAGAACUAGACUUUGACACAUGCUCUGAGGGCUAAAUUGAAACAAAUCUCAUAUGCUAUCCUUGUGCGACAGGGACUUAUAAUUUAUUCCGAGAUUAGCAAUAGUGUCAUGAUUGUCUUCCACACGCUGAUUGUUUAGGAGGGAACAGAUUAUCAAUUGUAAAUGGGUUUUGGAGAUCUUCAAAUGUAUCUACUUAAAUUCAUGAAUGCUUAAAUCCAGAUGCUUGUAUCGGAGGCUUGAUGUUAAAUGACUCUGAAGUAAACCCACUAUGCUAAUAAGGCUAUGGUGGAAAUCUAUGUCAUACUUGUUAAAAAAUAAAUGGAGUUUAGUAUUCAAGAACAAAAAAGGAUAUUUGUGAAGUUUGCCCAGAAUCUAGACUUGAUUGGCCAAAACCAUUAGACCAAUUUUUUUAAUCAUUUUCAUAUGUGGGGGCUUCAAUAUAGAACCUUUUAUACUUUGAAUGCAUCUUUGACGAUUAGGGUAUUAAGAAUAAGAGCAACUCACUUAUUUUCCUUUAAACAUUAAUUAUUGGGCUACUUCCUUUGAUGCUUAUGGUAAUAUUCUCACUUGGAUUUAUACUUUAUAUCAUAAUAAGCAGGAUAAAUGCAUCGAAGUUUAUUGAUUGGUUUGCAAUAAUGGCUAUCUGUGUUAUUUAUUUUACUCACCCAACACUCUCGAGAGCUGUAAUGAGCAUUUUCAUAUGUAUGGAAAUUAAUCAAGGGGAAUAUUGGCUAGUUAGCGAUUUAUCAGUGCAAUGUUGGACCGGAGAUCAUUUGACUUUGAGUUUACUUGUUGGCUUGCCUUUCGGAAUAUUUUGGAUAAUCUUAGUACCAUUUCUAGGGUUUUGCUAUCUCUAUAAAAAGAAAGAAUAUCUUACCAAUAAAUAUUUUAAGGAUAGAUUUAAGAUACUUUGUUCCGGACUAAAACAAGAAUAUUAUUAUUGGGAAUUUUUUAAUAUAAGUAGAAAAAUAGGUCUAGUCUUUAUUAAUGUGUUCUUGCAAACGCAACUGCCGCUUUUCAAAUCAAUGGUCGGCCUAUUAUUUCUUGGAGGAAUUUACAGAUUACAGGAGAGAUAUUAGCCUUAUGAAAAUCCAAUGAUUAAUGAACUUGAAAAAAGAGAGAUGAUAAGUAUAUUCAUCUCAUUUUACUUUUCAUUAUAUUUUCUCAAUAAAGAGUUCCAAAAAUGGGCAUAGUUAUCAGCUUUAGUUAUUAUCAUAAUGUUCAAUGCUUGGUUUAUGAUCCUAUGGUUUUACUUAGUCCUUAUUUAAUUCAAGUACACUUUUACCUACAAAUUGGCGAAUAAGAUAAGACACUUUACACUAUUGAAAAUUGAACCAAUUAAUAUUGGAAUAAGGAUGAAAGUAGAUUCUAUGCAACUUUUUGAUAAGAUGGCUGAUUAAUUUUAAGGAUAGAUUAAAAAUUAGACAUUAAUGACUCAAAAUGAAGAUAAUUCACUUCGAAGCGUUAAGAAACUAGUUUAAAAACAUUCAAAAAGGACUUCCCAAUAAUAGUAAAAGGUAAAUAUUUCAUUUGUAUAGAGAAAAAAUAAAAUAUAAAUAAAAGAUAAGAAUCAACUUGACUCUAAAAUAUCAGUAGAUCUUGAAGAUAUUUUUUCAAUUCAAAACUCAAAUUACUCAAAAAGAUACAAAGAAUUUUCAGGCUAUAAUGUUAGCUCUUCUCAUAAGGAUUUCAGACUAGAUAGUAGUAAAAUACCUGCAUUACAAGAUAUGUCGAUUAGAUCAUUUGAUAUUUCAGAAGAAAUUUUAUAUAAACCUAAAUCUCAAAGCAAGAGAUCGAAAUCUAAAUUUACUAAAAAUCGUAAAAAAAGAAAAUAGUGA
This is a messenger RNA of Stylonychia lemnae, 2592 nucleotides long. Lineage: Eukaryota; Ciliophora; Spirotrichea; Sporadotrichida; Oxytrichidae. The record is from the annotation of a GenBank genome assembly.